Messenger RNA from Manis javanica (Malayan pangolin), 3905 nucleotides. It is a transcript of the gene RALGDS, whose product is annotated as ral guanine nucleotide dissociation stimulator. NCBI's taxonomy places the organism in Eukaryota, Metazoa, Chordata, Mammalia, Pholidota, Manidae. Gene Ontology annotation, biological process: Ras protein signal transduction. Gene Ontology annotation, molecular function: guanyl-nucleotide exchange factor activity. The record is from RefSeq and is a predicted model, not a curated record. Gene Ontology annotation, cellular component: plasma membrane.
GGGCCGCCCCCGCGCCGCCCCGGCUCCCGCGGCCCGGCGGCCGCCCGCGCCGCCGCAAGCCGUCCAUGGUGCAGCGCAUGCGGGCCGAGGCGGCCGGGCCUACGGGCGGCGCCGAGCCGCUGUUUCCGGGCUCCCGGCGGAGUCGCAGCGUGUGGGACGCGGUGCGCCUGGAGGUGGGCGUCCCCGGCAGCUGCCCGGUGGUGCUGCACAGCUUCACGCAGCUGGACCCCGACCUGCCGCGCCUGGAGAGCUCCACGCAGGAGAUUGGCGAGGAGCUGGUCAACGGGGUCAUCUACUCCAUCUCCCUGCGCAAGGCCCAGGUGCACCACGGCGCAAACAAGGGCCAGCGCUGGCUUGCGUGUGAAAAUGAGUCAGGCCUGAGCCUGUAUGAGACUUGCAAGGUCCGGACCGUGAAGGCCGGCACGCUGGAGAAGCUGGUGGAGCACCUGGUGCCUGCCUUCCAGGGCAGCGACCUCUCCUACGUCACCAUCUUCCUGUGCACCUACCGAGCCUUCACCACCACCCAGCAGGUCCUGGACCUGCUGUUCAGAAGUCGGGGGUCAGCCAGUGACCCGGGACAUCAUAGCAGGUACGGUAGAAGUGACGCCUUCACGGCCCCCUCUAGAUACGGAUGCAUCCUCCCGUAUUCCAGCGUGGACGGUGGACCCCAGGACCAGCUGAAGGAUGCCAUCUCCUCCAUCCUGGGCACCUGGCUGGACCAGUACUCAGAGGACUUCUGUCAGCCCCCGGACUUCCCCUGCCUCAAGCAGCUGGUGGCCUACGUGCAGCUCAACAUGCCUGGCUCUGACCUGGAGCGCCGUGCCCAUCUUCUGCUGGCCCAGCUGGAACAUGCGGAGCUCACUGGGGCCGAGCCAUACGUUCUGUCACCAGAUCCUGUUCCAGAGCCAGCUCCUGUGCCAGCUCUGGAGCUAGUGCCAGUGUCAGGGCCAGAGCCACUGUCAGCUCUAGCACCAGGGCCACUACCAGUUCCAAAGCCAGAGCCACUGCCAGCUGCGGAACUGGGUCCAGUACCACCUCUGGAGCCAGAGCCACUGCCAGCUGUGGAACCGGGUCCAGUACCACCUCUGGAGCCAGAGCCACUGCCAGCUGUGGAACCGGGUCCGGUACCACCUCUGGAGCCAGAGCCACUGCCAGCUGCGGAAUCAGGCCCACUACCAGCUCCAGAGCCAGAGCCACUGCCAGCUGCGGAACCAGGCCCACUACCAGCUCUGGAGCCAGAGCCACUGCCAGCUGCGGAACCGGGUCCAGUACCAGCUCUGGAGCCAGAGCCACUGCCAACCCCACUGGCGGCUCCUGCACCCACUCCGGAGGCGGGGCCGGUCCUACUGCAAACUUUCGAGUCAGGCUCAGCUCCAACCCCAGACCCUUCCUGGUCUUUGCCUGUGGCUGCAGAGAAUGAGCUGCAUGAGCAGCCCCACGUCUUGGCGUUCCCUCCCGAUCUGGUGGCCGAGCAGUUCACGCUGAUGGAUGCGGAACUGUUCAAAAGGGUGGUGCCCUACCACUGCCUGGGCUCCAUCUGGUCCCAGCGGGACAAGAAGGGCAAGGAGCACCUGGCGCCCACCGUCCGCGCCACUGUCACCCAGUUCAACAAUGUGGCCAACUGCGUCAUCACCACCUGCCUGAAGGGCCGGCACGCCACGGCCCGUGACAGGGCCAGGGUGGUGGAGCACUGGAUCGAGGUGGCCAGGGAAUGCCGAGUCCUCAAGAACUUUUCCUCCCUCUACGCCAUCCUCUCCGCCCUGCAGAGCAACUCGAUCCACCGGUUGAAGAAAAUGUGGGAAGAUGUUUCCAGGGACAGCUUUCGAGUCUUUCAGAAGCUGUCUGAGAUUUUCUCUGACGAGAACAACUACUCUUUGAGCAGAGAGCUGCUCAUUAAGGAGGGGACUUCCAAGUUCGCCACCCUGGAGAUGAACCCCAAGAGAGCUGAGAAGCGGCCCAAGGAGACAGGGGUCAUCCAGGGCACCGUCCCCUACCUGGGCACCUUCCUCACAGACCUGGUGAUGCUGGACACCGCCAUGAAGGACUAUUUGUAUGGGAGGCUGAUCAACUUUGAGAAGAGGAGGAAGGAAUUCGAAGUGAUCGCCCAGAUCAAGCUGCUCCAGUCGGCCUGCAACAAUUACAGCAUUGCCCCCGAGGACCACUUCAGAGCCUGGUUCCGGACCAUGGAGCCGCUCAGCGAGACUGAGAGUUACAACCUGUCCUGUGAGCUGGAACCUCCCUCUGAGUCAGCCAGCAACACCCUCAAGGCCAAGAAGAACACGGCCAUCGUCAAGCGCUGGAGCGACCGCCAGGCCCCCAGCACGGAGCUCAGGACCGGCGGCAGCUCCCACUCCAAGUCCUGCGACCAGCUCAGGUGCGGCCCCUACCUCAGCAGCGGGGACACUGCUGACGCUCUCAGCAUCCACUCGGCCGGCUCCUCCAGCUCUGACGUGGAAGAGAGCAACAUGAGCUUUGUCCCAGAGUCCCCUGAUGGCCAGGAAAAGAAGUUCUGGGAGUCAGCCUCCCAGUCGUCCCCGGAGACCUCUGGCAUCAGCUCGGCCUCCAGCAGCAGCUCCUCCUCCUCAGCCUGCACCCCACCUGUGGCCGCCGCACGCGCCCACCAGCGCUCCCUCUCAGGGGUCUGCAGCCACAGCUCAUCGCUGCCCCUCUACAACCAGCAGGUGGGCGACUGCUGCAUCAUCCGCGUCAGCCUGGAUGUGGACAACGGCAACAUGUACAAGAGCAUCCUGGUAACCAGCCAAGAUAAGGCUCCGGCCGUAAUCCGCAAGGCCAUGGACAAACAUAACCUGGAUGGGGACGCGCCGGAUGACUAUGAACUGGUGCAGGUUAUUUCGGAGGAACGCAAGCUGAGGAUCCCCGAGAACGCCAACGUGUUUUACGCCAUGAACUCUGCCGCCAACUAUGACUUUGUCCUAAAGAAACGGGCCUUCGGCAAAGGGACAAAGGUCAGGCAUGGAGCCAGCUCGACCCUCCCUCGAAUGAAGCAGAAGGGACUCAGGAUCGCCAAGGGCAUCUUCUGAUUGGUCCUAGGUGCUGGCCAGCCUCGGGACUGCCCUUUGCAGGGUUUGCUGGCCAGCUGCUGAGCACUUAGACCCCAGAGGCCCAGGCCAGGCAGGCACCUCCCGCCCCACCUGCCAGCGCAGGCCGCCUCCAGACUCAUCUCACCCCGACCUCUCCUGCUGCCGGGAUUGACGCCUGCCCAUUGGCAGGCUGACCUGGCCUCCUGUGGACCCCUUGCUGCCUCAGGUGCCUUCUGCUCUCUGGAACCAGAGGACUAGCUGACUUCGCCAAGUGGCACUGCCCAUGGGCAUGGAGCCCUGCAUGCUGCCGGCCUGCCCUCUGUGCACUCCUUCCACCUUCCCAGGUGUGAGUCACUGCCACCUGUGCCCAUGGGCACCCCUCAUCUACUGGGUCUGACCACUGCAGUUCUCUCCUCAUGCCCAUGGGCACCGGCCCAGGCCCUUCGUGGGGUCCCGGCCCCUCCUCCUACCACUCUAGCCUUUCUCAGGCUGCACCAAAGAUUCCAUCGUCAGGGCCAACUGAGAGGGAGUCUCACCCACCCCCACGCCCCCGCCUCCCCUGGUGGAGAGGGACCCUCUCCAUGGGUCACACUCUUCACCCGGAGGGUGAGGGUGGUCUCAGCUGAGGCCCGUUGAUGUUGAAUCUGACAACACAGUGCCAUUCACCACUGUAUCCUGGGCUUGAUGAGACCACUCGAGACGGGGGUCAGUGGGAAAGGGGAUUUGGGGGAAGGGGAGGGGGGGUUGAAUAUUUGUAUAAAAGACAAAAGAAAAAAUGUUUACCACUUGGGGAGGGGCAAUAUUUAUUUGUUGUAAAUAGCAAAUGCUAGACUUGAAUAUUAUAUUAAAAUCCUGUUUCUACUA